Notodromas monacha is the source of this 5935-nucleotide messenger RNA. The record is from the annotation of a GenBank genome assembly. Lineage: Eukaryota; Metazoa; Arthropoda; Ostracoda; Podocopida; Cyprididae.
CGUUCUUAGGUUAUCGUUGUGUGCUAACAUACCGCGUGGGCAGAUUAGUCUGUUUUGAAACUAACGCGAAAGUUGUGAACUUGAGGAUGCCGGCAUUUCAUCCGAGCAUUGUAACACGACACUGCGCCAGAAGUGCCGAAAUACUUGCAGUGCUUUGGACUAUAAUCAUGAAGCACACUUGACGUUAAUUCUUCCCUCUCGUCCGUCUCAUCCUGACAAGAAUGAACCGUGGUGCUAUCCUUCUUACCGUUGUCUUCGUGGUGGUUUGCUCUGCCCAACUAUGUGGCGGAACCAACCGGUGUAUUCCGUUCAGCAGACAGUAUCCCGGGAAACCUUUUGGUUAUCUAGUACGUGUGGAUGUUGACACCAGUUUAGUAUCCAGUGAUAUUGUCCUCUCCAAUCUCUAUGGUCCGAAGAACAGCCCAUGUUUGUCUAUUCAAACGAAACCCAUCCGAGUGAAAAAGGCUUGUGAUUUCACUUCAGAAGUGGUGAUACCGAUGCCCGAUAUUCAGCAGAAAGAAGUCGGAACUCAUUCACUUUCGAAGGAUCAUUUUGUUUGCUCCAAAAAUGCUAGCAAUCAUCAAUGGGUUCACAUGGGUCUCGAAGCAAAACCCAUUUUUUCCGAGUUGGAAAUUGGAGCCAGAAAGCAUUUGCGGUCGAAAAGAAGUGCUCCUGCGGACGUUGAAAUUAUUGGCUUGAGAGUUGAGGGCGGCGGUGGAAGAAACCCCUACAAUAAUGACGACGGUAUUGCUACAAUAAUGGCGAAUACCGAUGCUGUGUUGCGGAUUUUUGGGAAAAACCUUGGAUCGGGAUUGAAAUUCAAGUUUGCCUACGGCUUGCCUUCGGAGUUCAAUGAUACCAUGUGCGAUGACUCUGGUAGUACGCGCGUAUUCACGACAGACGCAGGAAUAAACUCGAAUGCUGCGUUUCUGCCUGUGAAAUUACCAGACAUGUCGAGCUCAGAUGGUAGAUUUUACCUGUGUCUGAAGCAAGAAAUUGCGGGGGUUGGCAUAGCUUGGAAUGUCUUGGGUUCGGAUCCAGCGCUUCUCAUUCGCACAGACUCCAGGUUGCUUCCGGUCUGGCUCCAGUUGCUCAUCAUCGCCAUUCUAUUGAUUCUGUCUGGACUGUUUUCUGGUUUGAAUCUCGGUCUCAUGGCGCUGGACAGAACUGACUUGAAGAUAAUCUGCAACACUGGGUCUGAAAAAGAGAAGCGUUAUGCCCAAAAGGUGAUGCCGGUGCGGCAGCUGGGCAACUAUCUAUUGUGCUCGCUGCUCUUGGGAAAUGUGUUGGUGAAUUCGUCGCUGACGUUGUUGCUGGACGACUUGACGUCUGGGCUGGUUGCCGUUGUUGGAUCGACGAUGGGGAUUGUGAUUUUCGGCGAGAUUAUCCCGCAAGCAAUCUGCUCGCGACACGGACUGGCCAUAGGCGCGUGGACGGUGUGGAUUACGAAAAUUUUCAUGGCGGCUACCUUCCCUCUUUCGUAUCCCAUUUCCAAGAUCCUCGAUAAAUUUCUGGGCGAAGAGAUUGGAAAUUACUACAAUCGCGAGCGUCUCAAAGAACUUGUCAAGGUUACGAAUGAGUACAAUGAUCUGGAAAGGGAUGAAGUGAACAUAAUAUCCGGUGCACUUGACUUGAAGAAGAAGACAGUUUCCGAGGUGAUGACGAAGCUUGACGAUGUAUUCAUGCUGUCGUAUGAAGCCGUGUUGGACUUUACUACGAUGUCGGAGAUUCGACGGAACGCUGACAAUCGGACAAAAAAACGAUUGCGAAGAAACGAAGCUCGAGAAAACGAGUCCCUAUUCGUGAACAAGAGACUCGACACGAAACUGCGGAUCUCACCUCAGUUGGCCAUGGCUGCUUUGCAGUAUCUUUCUACGUCCGUGGAAGCUUUCAAACCGUUUCGAAUCUCGGAGCAGAUCCUACGAAAGCUGCUGCAGCAAGACAUAUUUUUUCUCAUCAAAGCGCCGAAAGUUUGGGAAGGCAAUGGCGAAUCGAGCUACAUGAUUUAUCAACGGGGAAAGCCGGAAGACUAUUUCGUCCUUAUUCUCGAAGGCAGAGCGGAAGUGAUCGUUGGAUCAGAAAACCUGACUUUUGAAGCUGGACCUUUCACUUGUUUCGGAAUGCGAGCUUUGGGAUUUCUCGACAAAGAUUCUGAAGCGAGCAAUUUUUGCGAACUGGUGGCGAAGCGAGUCAAUCCGUCCCGAGACCCUCCCGGCGACGACACCUUUGAGGAAACGGCGUUGUUGGUACCGCCUUCGUGCCACUCACGCCCUACGCUCAAGAAGAACAAACAAAAGAUCAACAACAACAACAACAUUUUGGCCGUGUGCUCAGGCGCGUGUCCCCAUUGGAACUCUUGUCCCUCGUUUAUCGGAAAACCACCACCACCUGACAAUCCCAGCACGUUUGUGCCGGACUACAGUGUGAGAGCUGUAACGGAUCUGAGCUUCAUCAAAAUCAGAAGUUCUCAGUAUGUCGCUGCGAGAAGAGCGACGGCCUUGUUUCAUUCCACGAAACAGGAGUGCAGUUCAAGAGACGACAAUCAACUGGAUUCGGAGGUUGACAAGAUUUGGAAAGACGCGGAGAAUAGCACGAAUCUGCAAAGGUCGCGUCAGCCGAGCGUUUCAUCCGCCUUGUCAACACCUUCAGCGCAGCGUCGAACUUCAAUGGACUUGACGAUCGACACGCAACCGCCGUCACCGUCGAUGCCCGGCCGCGACGCGACGACGACAUCCGUUGGUGACUGUGAGGAAGAACCCGGAACGGGUACCGGAACUGUCGUUUCGAAUCCAAUGACGACUUCCGUGUCUGUGGGCAACGGCGGCGUGCCUGAGAGCGCUGUCGUGGAUCGCGCUGGUGGCGAAGGAGAUUGUCCUUGCUGAUGAAUUCGGGUCCGGUCAUGUUCAUUUUUUAUUUCUUUUCUUGUUUUGGCGUUCAGUCAUUUUUGUGGAGCAUUGUGCGAAAUAUUCCCGGAAGGUCACUUUUUCCCCCUCUUCAACGUGUUCCUUCCAUGCACCUUCGCAAUUUUCCUGCAUUAUCUUUCGAACUUACAACUUCCGAACAAAAAGCCGCGUUUCCCGAAAAUGAGGAUUCGUUUGUAAAAUUUAUCUUUUUAGAAUUCGAAAGCAUUUCCGUCUAAUCUUAUUUUGUUUUUAAUCCAAAAUAAUAUUGAAUGUUUUUAUGAAUAUAUGGUUAUUAAAAUUUUUCUUUGAGAUAGUAGGCCUCAGAUCUGAAGGGGAUGAAAAUCAAGCUCUCGGUCGAAUGGUAGCUCCUCAGCAUUAAUUUGUUGUUGUAAUUUUAGGUUGAAAUUUGGACCAUGUCCUGUAUUACUGUAUUCAGAUUUGAAAAUAGAACCAGAAUUUUCGAGUUAAUUCCGCUAAAGCACCUGGAAAUACCCGUCAUGAUUGCUUUAGAGAAACAUUUCCCACGAAAUCUUUUUUUUAUUCUUGGGGGAACAGAAUAGUAGUGAUAUUGCUCCCGAAUUGUGUUCAAGCUCAGUUGUCUAUUUGCAUUCAGAAAAAUUAGUUGCUUUUUGAUUUCGUUCGUCUUCAAAUUGAUGUUUUCCUCGAUAUCUGAUUUCAAAAGUAGAAAUAAUGGUUAAGGUUAUUGUUUUUUUUCAGUAGCUUGAAAGUGUGCGAGGUCGAUUGUUUUUCAUUCGUUAGAGUUUCAUUUUUGUACGUCUGCAGUUUUUCGUAGAGGCAUUUUUAAAAAUCAUUUGAGAAAUUUAGAAGGUAUACGUCCGUGUGCCUCUCCGAGUAGAAACGUUACGAUGUGAUUGAAAAGCUUAGCGUUGAAUGUACGAAAAUAUGAAUGUAUUUGGGAACUUCGACCAAAUUUCGUAGAUGAACAAAUUUCCGGUGUCCAUGAUUGAGUUCGAAGUUCUAUUCAUCGUUCGAUUUCCAUUAAUUUACGUUUGAAUUAUUUUUCUUUUAAAUUUCCAAACUAAAUUUGUAUAACACGGCACUUGGAAAAUUAAAAAGGAGGGAAAGGGAUUCUGAGUGUUUUCCCUCUCUCGGCUUUUUAUUAGAUAAUAACAUUUGGAAACGAAUGAAAACACGGACGGUAGAAUUCUGCAAUUUCGCUUUUCUGACUGGGCUUCCAGAAUCUCAAAAUUUAAAGCAAUAUUGGUGCGAAAGAGACAUUGAAACGUGUUGUAACGUUAUCCUCGUGCUAGGAUCUGUUUGAUCGUCUUUUAUUCAUGAAAUCUUUUUAAAAUUUCGAUCGUCUUCUCAUUGAUUUCUCUGAACAUGAAAGAAAAUCAAAUGCGUGAGGUGUGUGAUCAAAUUUGACUCCGUAAUUUGGCAAGUGCUAGAAUGUGUCGAAACACUCGGAAGGAAACGGAUCCUCGUCAGAAUCCGGGGAACCAAUUCUUUGUCGGAUUCCAAAAGAGAAGUCUCGUCGAUUUGCGGUGGCUGGAAACGGAAGACAAUUUAGAUCGAGAGAAAUGAGUGAGAGAAACAAAUUUCGCGAUCUCUUCUUAGCGGUCUUUCCCGGCUAAUUCUUCAAAAUUUUGCGUGUCAUAUUUUUUUUUCAAUCUUUUGAGGAAGUUUUUUGUCCACGUUUCCGGGUUGUUCACUUUGGCAACGACGUGCAAUAAUAUUGAUAAGGAAAAGAAUCUUGGUACUGUCACUGCGUGCGUGUGCCGUUAUUUCCCUCCAUGUCCGAGGAAUGGUUUUUUUUUAGAUUCUGAAAGAGUGCAAUUUUCUGAUGAUGUCGAAUCCUGUCCCAUUUUUUGACCUUGAAGACUUCUUGAUCCGUGGUUGAGUGCGUUUCGGAAGAGCGUAUUGGUGAAACAGCUCUUGUGCGAGACGGGUUUUUAGUGCAAGAUCAUUUUACUCUGUUGAGGUUAGACUGGCCUUUUGAAAAGCUCUAUUUGAAAAUAUGUUCGUGACCUUGAUUGAUAUUUUUAUUGUUUGAUAGGUUUUCAUGUUGUUCUGCCCUUUUGUCGUUUUUCACGUCCUCAUUGCUUUGUAAGGACGCGUUUUUUCGUCUUUUUCUUUUUAUCCUAUCGAAAAAUUCUUUAAUGUUUCGCUCUUUUGAAUAGUUUGAUAUCGUGCAAUAGUUGCUUUUUCUCGUGCUAUUCUGUGGUUUCAUUGUUCUUAAAUUUUUGGGGACACCUGCUAGUUUGCCAUUCGUUGUUUUGAACGCGCUGCUUUCGCAACGGGAUCAGCUGUAAAAUUUUUCGCUAUUCGACGCGUGAAUUUUGUUCGAACUUCGUAAUUUUUUCCCGUCAUUCUUAAAAUUUAGCGUUUUCUUGUUGCAAGUGCCUGCGGAUGCGCGAUUGAGCUUUUCCGAGUGUUAUGUUUGAGACGCUGUUGAUGUGUUUUUUUGUUCUGCAUCUCCGAAAUCGUUUGUGUUCUGUGGCAUCAAAGCUUUUUUUUUUGUGUUUCAAAAAAGAGACUGGAUCAUGAACAAAUUCGAUUCCUCGAGAGUGUUUGCCAAGAUUUUGAAAACGAAGAAAACGCGUUGGCAGGAAACGAAGAGGGAAACAUUUUGUGGAAAAAUAUAAUCGAACAGGUGCGUGCAAUGAGGAGCUUUUCGUUUUAUGCAUCAUGAUUGCGUUUAUGAAAAAAUCGGUUUUCAGCAGUUUUAUGAGGAUUUGCUUUUGGAGUUCAAUAACUCGUGAUGUUCAUUUUUCCGCAAGAAAAAAAGAAGAAAUGCGAUAUGAACGACCGAACCGAGGAAGUCGAAUUGGCAUGCUUUUUUUUUGUGUGUGAAGAAUGUUGUCCCAUGAUCUACGAUGAAUAUUUUGUUUUGUUUUCGAAACGCAGGAGUAAAAAAACUUGCGAUUUGAAGAAGGAAAAAAGUUAUAUAGUCGAUAGUUUCUCCAGUCUUUUUUUUUUUCCGGACGGGAAAGUGUCGAUCGUGGGCGGUGAGAGAAAUGGUUUUUUGCUCGAGAAAAGAAUAUAUUCGUUUGAUGCAAUUGUCUCGGUAA